AGACUCCAACUCCCAUCGGGCCCCGUGGGAGCCGGCUGACAACGAAGCCAAAACAACCAUGGCGGCGGCGAGCUGGCGGCGGUUCUGGUGUCAGCUCAAGUGUGGCUCCACGUCCCGGCAGUGAGCGUGGUGAUUUAGGUUGGAUCUCUGAAGGACUAUACUGUGGCUUCACAAUGUUUGGAGACUUAUUUGAAGAGGACUUUUCCUUUGUGUCAAAUAAUCAAUGUGGAAAAGGGAAGAAAUCAAAGUCCAAAGAUACCGGGACUCCCGCUCCAAGGGAGUUCACCAAAUUAAGUGGUAUCAAAAAUCAGGGCGGAACCUGCUACCUCAAUUCCCUUCUCCAGACUUUGCAUUUCACGCCAGAAUUUAGAGAAGCACUGUUUUCCCUAGGCCCUGAAGAACUUGGUUCUCUGGAAGAUAUCAAUAAACCUGAUGUAAAGGUUCGAAUAAUUCCAUUACAGUUACAAAGAUUAUUUGCUCAGCUUUUGCUCUUAGAUCAGCAGGCUGCAUCUACAACAGACCUCACUGAGAGCUUUGGAUGGAACAGCAAUGAGGAGAUGAGACAACAUGAUGUACAAGAGUUAAAUCGGAUUCUGUUCAGUGCUUUGGAAACUUCCCUUGUGGGGACUUCUGGCCAUGACCUUAUUAAUCGGUUGUACCAUGGGACUGUUGUUAACCAGAUUGUUUGUAAGGAGUGCAAGAAUGUCAGUGAGAGACAGGAGGAUUUUUUAGAUCUAACGGUGGCAGUCAAGGAUGUAUCUGGCUUGGAGGAGGCCCUGUGGAACAUGUAUGUGGAAGAGGAAUAUUUUGAAAAUGAUAACUUGUACCGAUGUGGAGCGUGCAACAAACUGGUUGAAGCAGCAAAGUCUGCUAAACUACGUAAGUUGCCUCCCUUUCUUACUAUCUCGCUCCUGAGGUUUAACUUUGACUUUGAGAAGUGUGAACGAUACAAGGAAACAAGCUGCUAUACGUUCCCUAUCCGGAUUAACCUCAGGCCUUUUUGUGAGCAGACUCAGUUGGAGGAUUCGGAGUACAUGUAUGAGCUCUUCUCUGUUAUUAUACACAAAGGUGGCUGCUAUGGAGGACACUACCAUGUUUAUAUCAAAGAUGUUGAUGCAUUAGGAAAUUGGCAAUUGCAAAUUUGUAGUAAGGACCCCAUCAAUGAUCUUUUUCAGGAGGAAGAAAGCAAACUGAUGACUAACGAGAAGGUUCAGAAAGAUACUGAAAAUAUCAAAGAAAUGGAGAAUCCACUGACAAUCCUGAAAGGGAUUUUAUCAGAGGAAGAAUCCAAACAAAUUCCUGUGGAUCAGUUAGGGCAGAAACUAUUGGAGAAAAAAGGAAUGUCCUGGAACAAAAAAUACAGGAAACAAUAUGGACCAAUACGAAAGUAUUUGCAGAAUCAUUCUCAGAUAUUUCAACUUAGUCCUGAUGAUAAUAAGGUUAGUCUAAAGGAGAUGUACCAUCAGCUCCAGUUUGGGUCAGAUUGCCAAGGACAAGUUCUGCAAAGCCCUUCUCAGAACAGUGAUGUCCAGUGGACUUCAGAAAGUCUAUGUACAGUGCUAAAGGACAGCGCCUCUGGUUCCCAUUGGUUUGACUUGAAUGAUUCAAAAGUCCAGCCCAUUAAGGAGAAGGAUAUUGAGAAACAAUUUCAGGGUAAAGAGAGUGCCUACAUGCUGUUUUAUCGAAAAUCCCAGUUGAAAAGACCAUCUGAAGCACAAGCAAAUCCAAGAUAUCGGGUUCCUGGCCAUCUCUUGAAUGAAAUGGAUGCUGCGAACAUUGAACUGCAGAAGAGAAGGAUGGAUUGUGACUCUGCAGACAAUAAUAUUGAUUUGCGCCUCCAUUUGGGCUCUCACUAUAAACUUUACAAUGGGGCCCUACACCCAUCACUUUCUUGGAAGGAAAGUGUGCUGGAUCUGACUACUGAUAAAAGAAAAACCCUAGGAGAUCUGCGACAAUCGAUAUUUCAGCUGUUGGAAUUUUGGGAAGGAGACAUGAUUCUCAGUACUGCAAAGUCUCUACCAGCAGGACUUCAUCUUUACCAAACACUUGAUGGAGAUGAGAUGACAUUGGGUAGCAUUGGACUUGCUGAUGGGGCAGAUGUCUUUGUGUGGAAUGGCAAGGAGGUUGGUGGUAUGGAGGUGUUACCAGGUCUUGACCAUGAACCCGUGCUUCUAAAUGUUCUUCGGUUGGCGGGCUAUAAUGAAGGAGGAAAAGGUCAGCAUUUCAUCGAAUCCCAGCAUGUCGUUCCAUGCAGUGCAGAACUGAGUACCCUGUGGAAAGCCUUAGCAUCGCCAGGAGGGAUCAUCUUAAUGAACCGUUCGGGGUCUGACAAAGAGGUGGAGAAUUGGCAAGUCGUUCCUGAAGAGGAUAUGAGGAAGACAGUCAGAAUUGUUGGCCUGGCAGAUGGAAGCUCAAUAUUAGUUUUAGAUAGCCAUGACCAAAGCUUGGUGAACGUGGCAAGUGGCAAUUUGACUGCUUUUAUGCAUGAUAUCAGCUGGCUACAAGUUAAAAAUUUCUGCCGGUUGGAAGCUGACGAGAAGCAAGUUAAAAUUACUGCAACUGUUGAAACAGUGAUGUCAGAUAUCAAAAUUAAAGCAAUACAGGAGCUGCAAUUAGGGGAGGAGCUAGUGGAUGAUAGCUGUCUCAGACCUAUUAACAGAAAUGGGAAGCUUCUCUCUCCAGUGCCUGAGGAUUAUACUGUCAAAGAAGCAGAGCUAAAGAUGGGAAGCCUGUUGGGACUGUGUCAUGGAAAAGCUCCAACUUCCACUCAGCUCUUCUUGUAUUUUCUUGUUGGGAGUGAUCUGCAGGGAGCCCCAGAGAUGGAGAUAGUAGUAGAAGAGACUGCAUCUGUGAGAGAGUGUCUAAAUGUAAUGCUGAAGAAAUCUGGGUUACCAGGUGACAACUGGCAUUUGAGAAGAAUCGAUUGGUGCUAUGAAGCUGGAGAAGCAUUAAGCGAGGAAGGUGCCAGACUGAAGGAGCUUAAUGUCUGCAGUGGAGAUACUUUGGUCAUAACUGAAGGGAAACUGCCACCCAAGGGAUUCCUGAAAGUGCCCAUCUGGUGGUACAAGCCUUUGAUGCAUUUUGGACAGCAAGAGAGCAUGCAGGAUCAAGUGAACUGCAUGAUGGGGACAUUGCGAGUAUCUCCAGCAGGAGAUUCCCCAACAUAUGUUCAGUCAGACAUCGGGCUUUGUUAUGCAGGCGAUGUGGAAAUCUCUGGAGAAGCUUUUCUGGAGGAUCUGAAAAUUCAGGCCAUGACCUUGCCCUUCUUCCAGGAGCUCAGUGUCCCAUCACCCGAGUUUCUCAGAGCCUGGACAUUGGAAAGUAAGCGCCCAGGCAAGCUUUUACGAAACAACCAGCAACAACUCAAUGAAUAUAAACUGGGAGGCAGAACAGAAAUCUGUAUAGAGCCUUUACAGAAGGAAGAGAAUCUGGGCCCCAGUGACUUGCUGCUUCGGGUGCAGAUGGGCAUACCCGGGGAGAGGGAUUACUACCACUCUGUGGAUUUGGUGUGGGAUAUCUCCAAAGAAUGCACAGCAUGGGCACUGAGGCAUAGACUUGCUGCUCACUAUUCUCUCCCUGUGGAGAAAAUCGAAAUUGCAAAAUACUUCCCUGAGAAGUUUGAGUGGAUGACAAUCUCCAGCUGGACCCAGCAAAUUUCAAAGAGGAAACGGAAGAAAAAACAGGAGAGUUUGCAGUCAGCACCCUUUCACCUGAAAGAUGGAGACAUUAUCGGUGUAAAGAAUCUCCUACUUGAGGAUGGUAAGGACUUCAGUACUGUGAGAGAUGAUAUUGGGAAGGAGACACAGAGGCAGCUUGCAAUGGAAAAAAAGAAAAGCCGACAAGCGCAGCGUUUACAGAACGAUGUUUUCUCUGAGGGAAAAGUGGCUACUAAGCAUCGUAAACCAGAAGUGGCUCUUUCCAUCAAUGUGGGAAUCUUCAGAUAGCAUUGGACAGGUGACUUGCUGAGUGACCCUUGCCAAUGAUGUACUGAAUUAGAAUGGAAUACCUCAACUGGACCGGCAGAGGGAUGGUCUUCUCAGAAAUGUCCUCCUGACUCUCUGCUGAGACAACUGCUGUAGGAUUCAGGACAGCUCUGGAUUUCCUGUAAUCUAUAUUGGUGAAGUGCUUUAGCAUUCCUUUAUCAAUGUGGAACUUACUCUCAGGCUAGAUAAAUGCACUUUAUCAAUGAGAAAAUGGAUUACUAUAGUACAUAAUCUUUCAGUGACUAUUUUGUAAUAAUCAUAUAUGUAUUUUUAUCUGACAUUGCUAUCCUAUACCAUCACUACAAAGCUAUUUUUUCAUGCAGGCAUGUAACUUCUAAAAGGAAUUGUUUGACUCUUUUGACUUCUGAAAUUAUUAGAUCUUAGGUUUUGUUCACAUGCCUGGUUGAUAAAUCUGAGCUUUAUAACAGUUUAAAUCAAAAUUGGGUUCAUGCUCCCACCCCCUCUCUCUGCAGCCAUUUUGUUGAUCUAUUUUUUUUCUGCAGCAUUGGUAAUUCCAGCCCAACAGCAAACUAAUAGUUUUCUAUCUGAGCCCUGCAGAAGUGACUGAUUUAAACAGUGUGUGUGACAUUUCAGUACUUGCCUCUUCUGUUAUGUUAAAUCUUUCCAUUGUGCAACAAGUCCAAACUCUACUCCUUGCCAUAUAAUGAAGCUCUCUCUGUUAAUCGGGAACAUGAGCAGAAAUUGAUUUCAGCAUUUCCUUAAUCUCCGGAACAAAUACACUAAACUGGCCAAAGUAAGGAGCAAAUGUGUUCAAAACCUAAAAAGGUCUGGAGAGCUGCAUCUAUAAAUUAGAAAUAUAUUGUCGCUGUGCUGUUUUUCUUCUCUAGAUGCCUCCUUUUUCAAUAUACACUAAAUUAUUAAAAAGUUUAGGAGAGAAGGAAAGAGUUUGAUGGAAUACUGAACUUUUUUUUACUCAGGAAAAGGUUAUUGUGUUUAUUUUAAGGUAAUCAAAUUAAAUGGACCUUUGUAAUUUUGCUUGACUGACAGCCCUCAAUAGGUUAAAAGAAAAAAA
Molecule: messenger RNA, 5016 nt
Organism: Trachemys scripta elegans
Lineage: Eukaryota; Metazoa; Chordata; Testudines; Emydidae
Gene: USP40
Product: ubiquitin specific peptidase 40
Exons: 32
Coding region: 174-3944 (1256 amino acids)
Biological process (GO): protein deubiquitination
Cellular component (GO): nucleus; cytosol
Molecular function (GO): cysteine-type deubiquitinase activity; cysteine-type endopeptidase activity
Source: RefSeq, a predicted model, not a curated record